AUGACUGAUCUUAACUUUGAGGAAUUGUUUUUCUUGUUUAAUCAAACCAACCAGUCGCUGGAGAAUUUCCCGAAAUAUAUCAUUCCUGAUGGCACCGAAGUACGUAGCGAUGGAUUUAAAGUCACCAGGAUCUUGAUCUCCAUUGUCUACCUCAUCGUUUGUGUUUUGGGUCUGGUGGGUAAUCUCCUGGUCCUCUGUCUUCUCCAGUCCAAGUAUGCGAAGAAAAAGUCCACCAUGACAAUCCUGGUGAUGGGCUUGGCAGUUACUGAUUUCCAGUUUGUGCUGACAUUGCCUUUCUGGGCAGUGGACACUGCCCUGGACUUCAGCUGGCCUUUUGGCAACAUCAUGUGUAAGUUGGUCUCUUCAGUGACUGUGAUGAACAUGUACGCCAGUGUUUUUUUCCUCACUGUCAUGAGCAUCACCAGGUACUGCUCAGUGGCCCAAUCCCUAAAGAUGAAGACACCCUCAUCUGGACACUCUGACAAGUUCCUCUGCAUCUCUAUCUGGGUGGUAGCCUGUAUUGCGACCCUUCCCCAUGCAAUUUAUUCCACCACUGUUGCAGUGGUUGAUGAAGAGCUGUGCCUUGUCAAGUUUCCAGAUCUUCACAAUGAUCCCCAGUUUUGGUUUGGGCUCCAUCAGCUCUCAAAGGUCUUGGUUGGUUUUAUCUUACCUCUGAUCAUCAUCUCCGUGUGCUAUAUCCUGUUGCUCCGCUUUGUAAACAGGAAGAAAAUGAGUUGCAACAACCCAAAGAGAACAUCCAAGGUCACCCGGUCCGUUGCCAUCGUGGUGCUCUCCUUCUUCAUCUGCUGGCUGCCUAACCAAGCCCUCACUGUUUGGAGUGCCUUCAUCAAGUUGAACGUGGUCGAAUUUACAGGCGCCUUUUACACCACCCAGGCAUACAUCUUCCCCAUCUCCAUCUGCCUCGCUCACAGUAAUAGCUGCCUCAAUCCCAUCCUGUAUUGUUUCAUGAGAAGGGAGUUUCGGGCAGCGCUGAGAGAGUUACUUCUGAAAGUGACCCCCAUCAGGCAGAUCCGACCUCUGAUGCCGAGUCUGGCAUCCAGCAAGAGGAGACAGAUGCCAGUCAUCAUCACGAUGUCAAAGUGA
This is a messenger RNA of Hemiscyllium ocellatum (epaulette shark), 1104 nucleotides long. RefSeq names its product relaxin-3 receptor 1-like. NCBI's taxonomy places the organism in Eukaryota, Metazoa, Chordata, Chondrichthyes, Orectolobiformes, Hemiscylliidae. Gene Ontology annotation, biological process: immune response; G protein-coupled receptor signaling pathway. The coding region runs from base 1 to 1104 and encodes 367 amino acids. Gene Ontology annotation, cellular component: membrane. Gene Ontology annotation, molecular function: G protein-coupled receptor activity. The record is from RefSeq and is a predicted model, not a curated record. The transcript has a single exon.